AUGGCAUUAGACGCCUUUUCUGGCGACUCUGAUCCCAUGGAACAUUUGAGAUAUUUUAACACUAAAAUGGUAAUUGGUGGGGCAACGGACGCGGUGAAGUGCAGAUUAUUGCCUUCAACAUUCAAAGGAAUGGCGAUGCAGUGGUUCAUUAGACAACCGCCCUUCUCUAUUGACAAUUUUACCAAUCUGUCUACCAAAUUCCUAACUCAAUUCUCCGCCAACAAAACUACAAAAACAACUAUGUUUGAUCUCAUCAGCAUACAUCAGCAGCCAAGGGAGAAGUUAAAGACCUACAUGGCACGCUUCAGUAAGAUGGUUGUUCAACUGGAGGAGGAUAACCCGGAUACAAAUGUUGUACAAUAUCCACCGCCGCCUCGGCGGCCACCAACUAAUGUGGAUACAAACAGAUGGUGUGAGUACCACAAAACGUUGGGGCACACCACGAAUAAUUGUUGGAACUUGCGGCGGGAGAUUGAUCGGCUGAUCAAGGCUGGCCAUCUGGCAACAACACCAGAGGCCACUAAGGUAACUCAAGGGGACAAAGCCUGCAAUGGGAAGGUUGGGGUCCUACGCGUAGACCAGAACGCAGCAAGAGAAUGUUACCUAAGAAGUGUGGCGCUCUAUGGGCGAAAGGAAAGCCAUCGUAUCACAGAAAUUUUUCCACAAGAAGGGUUUAGUUUAGACCCAAGGGACGAUGCUGAUGAUUUCCGCCCACAACCUUUGGAAGAAACCCAACCGGCACGAGUCAAGGAUAAGGUUUUAAAGAUUGGCAGCAGUUUCAUGGAUAAAAAAUUUUCAAGAAAAGUUGGCAGGAAUAUGGAGGUAUACGUGGAUGACAUGAUCGUUAAGUUCGCCAGGGCAGGUGACCAUGGCGAUGAUCUUAAGGAAGCAUUUGCCCAACUAAGAAAAUAUCAAAUGAAGUUAAAUCCUGAGAAAUGUUCAUUUGGGAUUCAAGGGGGAAAGUUUCUGGGAUUCAUGUUAACAUCAAGGGGGAUAGAAGUAAAUCCAGAUAAGGGCAAGGCGAUCUUGGAAAUGAAAAGCCCAACAAGUGUCAAGGAAGUACAACGCUUAACAGGACGCAUGGCUGCCUUGGCACUUGUUUUGCCAAUGGCGGGAGACAAAGCGGCUCCAUUUUUCACUUGUUUGAAAAAGAACUCAAAGUUUCAAUGGACUGAAGCAUGUGAACAAGCUUUUACUAAAUUGAAAGAAUCAUUAGCAACGCUACUGAUACUAUCCAAGCCCACGCCAGGUGUUCCUCUGACGCUAUACUUGGCAGUCACGGAAAAGGCGGUUAGUACGGUGUUGCUUCAGGAAGAAGGGAAAAAGCAGAAGGUCACCUAUUUUGUGAGUCAUACUCUGCAAGGUGCUGAAUUGUGA
Lotus japonicus is the source of this 1377-nucleotide messenger RNA. RefSeq lists its product as uncharacterized. The transcript has 3 exons. The record is from RefSeq and is a predicted model, not a curated record. NCBI's taxonomy places the organism in Eukaryota, Viridiplantae, Streptophyta, Magnoliopsida, Fabales, Fabaceae. The coding region runs from base 1 to 1377 and encodes 458 amino acids.